AUUCUUCAUUCAUGCAUAUGUCCAGAAAACUCACAGCAGCUUCUACCCAGGAUCACAGAACAUGGGAAAGUCGGUUCCAAAACUUCAACACGGCCUCCAAGUCUAUAUAUAAGGGCUGCAUGCUUGUUAUUGUUCCAUUGCAAAUCCAUUUUGCAUUGUGUUUUGCCAUUGUAAAUGAAGAGCAACGGAGGAUUUGAACGUGUGCUCAGCUACUUUGAUGAAGAUGGAGAUGGAAAGAUUUCGCCUUCGGAGCUGAGGCGAGGACUAGGCUUGAUGGGUGGAGAGUUAUUGCAAAAGGAGGCAGAGGUUGCAGUGGAGUUGCUGGACUCAGAUGGAGAUGGCUUGCUGGGUUUGGAGGAUCUUGUGUGUUUGAUGGAAGGUGGGGAAGAAGAGGAGAAAGUGAAGGGAUUAAGAGAUGCUUUUCAAGUGUAUGACGCGGAAGGAUGUGGGUUCAUUACACCCAAGAGCUUGAAGAGAAUGCUUAGCAGCUUAGGUGAAUCCAAGUCAAUUGAUGAGUGUAAAGUGAUGAUCAAUCGGUUUGAUUUGAAUGGGGAUGGUGUGAUCAGCUUUGAAGAAUUCAGAAUAAUGAUGCAGUGAUCAUAUUGAUCUUGUGGUUGCUGUAUACUGUAUAUACUUAUUGGUUCGUUCUUUGUUUCUUUUCUUUUUUCUCUAGGUUUAAGUAGUUGAGAUUUUCAUCGAUUGAGCUGUGCUAUAAUUAUUUUGUGUAUACAUGUUGGAGUUCUCUACCUGGGAAUUGUGAUGUUAUUUUUCAGAAGUGGUAAAAUUUUAGGAGUGUUUUGAUUU
This is a messenger RNA of Prunus mume (Japanese apricot), 804 nucleotides long. RefSeq names its product putative calcium-binding protein CML19. The record is from RefSeq and is a predicted model, not a curated record. Lineage: Eukaryota; Viridiplantae; Streptophyta; Magnoliopsida; Rosales; Rosaceae. Gene Ontology annotation, molecular function: calcium ion binding.